GAGCGAGAAAGCUUAGCAUCAGAUGUCAAUGCAAAACACUAUAAGAAAGAGAAAGAGAGAGAGAGAGAGAGAGAGAGAGAGAGCUGCAAAGGAGUGAAGUUCAAGUCUCCUCCACAGCUUUUCUUUUCUUUAAACGAAAAUCAGCAAAACGCUCGGUUUUUUAAUUUGUGUAUCUUAUCUCUUAUUGCUAUUCCUUUUUAACAAACAUAAUGUUUUAGCGUGCUCUAUAUAUCAAUAUCCUCCUCAACGCCCCCACUGAAAAAACCUCUCUCAGAAAAAAAAAAAGGAAAACGAACUCAGAGACUAAUCCAUGGACUUCGACCUUGAAAACCCACUUACAGAUUUCCGUCAUCACUCUGACACCUUUACUUCUCUCUUCCUAACUGAAUCUGAUCAUAUGCCUUCUCUCAAUUAUUUCUUAAAUCUCCAAGCUGGAGAUUUUGAUAUCACCAUUAGAAGAGAAGCCAUUGCUUCAAUCUCACAGUUUUCUUGUAACUUCGACCCUCUGGUAUCAUACCUGGCUGUGAAUUAUAUUGAUCGGUUCUUGUCCUGCCAUGGAAUGCCGCAACCAAAAAAGUGGGUUCUGAAUCUUCUUGCAAUAUCUUGUGUUUCUUUAGCUGCCAAGAUGAACAAAAUAGAAUUCUCUCUGAAUGAUUUUCAGGGCGAUGAGGGUAUGAUUUUUGACUCACAGACCAUACAGAGAAUGGAGGUUCUUAUUUUGGGAGCCCUCAAAUGGAGAAUGCGUUCAAUAACUCCUUUCUCGUUUGUUUCUUUCUUCAUUUCUUUGUUCAAACUCGAAGACCUUCCAUUGCAGCAGGCUCUCAAGGCCAGAGCCACAGAAAUCAUCUUUAAUGCUCAAAAUGCAGAUAUUAAACUUUUGGUGUUCAAGCCAUCAAUUAUUGCUGCCUCCGCACUUCUCUCUGCUUCUCAUGAGUUGUUCCCUUUGCAGUAUCCAUGCUUUAGAAAAGCACUUUCCAACUGUUCAUAUGUAAAUAAAGAAAACAUGUUUCAGUGCUACAAUGUUAUGCAAACCAUGGUACUAGAAGGGUACGAGUUCGUGUUCGAGGUGGUAUCGAGCUCGGUCACACCGGUUAAUGUUUUGGACCAGCAAUAUUCUUGCUCAGAAAGUGGAAUUACCAAUGAGACUAAUUCCACUACCAUUCCAAGAUUGAAGAGAGGUAUCAAAAGGAGAAAAAUCUCUGAUUAUUGUAACAAUGAUCAGACGGUCCAGAUUUCACAGAUUCGGCAGUGCUGAUGAGACUGAUUUCACAGCUUAUCUCUGGUCCAAUUGAGAGUGACACUAUAGCCACCCCUAAACAAAAACCCCCUCAAGAAAAAAUUGUAGCCCCCCCAAAAAAAAAAAAAAAGACAGAGUGAUGGGUAAGAGAGGGCAAAGUUGAUAUCUCCAUGGAUCGAAUCACUGUUACAUGAUCUUAGUACUGUUUGUCACAGUUUACUGGGUAGAAAAAGAAUUGAAGGAAAGAGAGAAUUUUGUUUCUUUAUGUUUUUCUUUUUAAGAACCAAACAAAGACAAAACGUAACUUUGAAUUGUAGGGCUGAAUUCUGCAAUUCACUUA
This is a messenger RNA of Ziziphus jujuba (common jujube), 1577 nucleotides long. Its product is annotated as putative cyclin-D6-1. The transcript has 6 exons. The record is from RefSeq and is a predicted model, not a curated record. Gene Ontology annotation, cellular component: nucleus; cyclin-dependent protein kinase holoenzyme complex; cytoplasm. The coding region runs from base 311 to 1255 and encodes 314 amino acids. NCBI's taxonomy places the organism in Eukaryota, Viridiplantae, Streptophyta, Magnoliopsida, Rosales, Rhamnaceae. Gene Ontology annotation, biological process: mitotic cell cycle phase transition; regulation of cyclin-dependent protein serine/threonine kinase activity. Gene Ontology annotation, molecular function: cyclin-dependent protein serine/threonine kinase regulator activity.